Messenger RNA from Adineta steineri, 375 nucleotides. Lineage: Eukaryota; Metazoa; Rotifera; Eurotatoria; Adinetida; Adinetidae. The record is from the annotation of a GenBank genome assembly.
AUGGACCAUUUAGAUAAUGAUAUCUAUAGAGAAUUACAUCAAAAAUUACUUCAUCAACCAACAAGACGAGAAAGGGAACAGAAAAAGAUAAUUUCUGAUUUACUUCAGUUUUCAUCGGAUCAACGAGAACAACGACAAGAUUGGAAUAAAAAAGAGAUUCAUAUUUCUUACAGUUUCGAAAGUGGUCCAAAGUUAGAUUUCAAACGCCAAUUUCGUUCUCUAUGGAAGAAACAUUUUAUCUAUGCUGGUUCACCACUGAAUGGUGUUACUUUAAAAAUUGCAACACAAACCAACAAAUCUCUAAGUCAAUUAUUAAUUAAGAAAAAACCACCAAGAUCAAUGCUAACCAGCGCCAAAUCAAUAAAUAUCAAGUGA